AAAUCUGAAGAACCUCAUCAAUAUUUAAAUUUCAAAUAUCAUAAAAUAAAAAAAAAUCCAAUUACCACCUAGUGCCUUAAAGUGAGACGGGAAGAACGUAGCAGUUCAUGCGACAAUACUCAUAAAACAGAUAUAAUCGUCCGUUAAUUUUUCCAAUAAAAUCGCAUUUACCAGGCAAUGAAAAAUUUACAAACACAAAUAACAGCACUGCUGUUGACAAUAACGUUUUUCUUCACACAUGCUAUACGUCAUGACUCAGAAUACAGCGAUGAGCUAAAACGUGAUAAUAAUAGAAACAGAAGGGAAUCAGUUGCAGGAUUGAUACCGUUUCCUAGAGUCGGCAGAUCGGGAAUCAAUUCUGGUUUACAAAUGAGCAAUUUAUAUGAAACACAAAAAGAACUGAGAGGCCAUAAAAGAGAGGGACUUAUUGCAUUUCCUAGAAUUGGUAGAAGAAGUGAUUCAAGAAACACCGCACUUUGGUUUGGUCCAAGGUUAGGAAGAUCCGUUAUGUUACCAGAAAACUAUGAUGUGUCUUACAUGGAUUCAGAUACGCCAACGAUCAUAAAAACGUUGAUUGAAAUGAAAAACAAAAACUUUAGCGAGGAAGAAGACAAUUUAAUGUAACAUUUUGUUGUGAACUUUUCAUUUUCUUAAAAUAAUUUCUUAAUAUUUAUUAGUGCGAUUUUAAUAAUUUAGAAAACUGUUAAACAUAUUUGAUACGGAAUCUUAUUUUGAACAGAAUUCGGUAGUCUCGAUGUUAUAGAUACAAUAAAUAAAU
This is a messenger RNA of Sipha flava (yellow sugarcane aphid), 778 nucleotides long. RefSeq names its product cardio acceleratory peptide 2b (gene Capa). NCBI's taxonomy places the organism in Eukaryota, Metazoa, Arthropoda, Insecta, Hemiptera, Aphididae. Gene Ontology annotation, molecular function: neuropeptide hormone activity. Gene Ontology annotation, biological process: neuropeptide signaling pathway. The coding region runs from base 178 to 624 and encodes 148 amino acids. The transcript is spliced from 5 exons. The record is from RefSeq and is a predicted model, not a curated record.